Molecule: messenger RNA, 765 nt
Organism: Olea europaea var. sylvestris
Lineage: Eukaryota; Viridiplantae; Streptophyta; Magnoliopsida; Lamiales; Oleaceae
Product: calmodulin-like protein 8
Exons: 3
Coding region: 40-567 (175 amino acids)
Molecular function (GO): calcium ion binding; enzyme regulator activity
Source: RefSeq, a predicted model, not a curated record
CUCUCUCUCUCUCUCUCUCUCUCUCUCUCUCUCUCUCUGAUGGCUGAAGUUCUAAAUGAAGAACAGAUUGUUGAGUUUCAAGAAGCUUUCAGUCUUUUUGACAAAGAUGGAGAUGGUUCGUCUCGUUUUUCGACUGUAAAUUCUCUUUCAGAUAGUAAGUCAUAUAACCUGGGCAUCGAAUAUUUUGCAGGUUGCAUUACAAUUGAAGAACUAGCCACAGUGAUCAGAUCUUUGGACCAAAAUCCAACCGAGGAAGAACUCCACGACAUGAUCGAGGAGGUCGAUUCUGACGGAAAUGGGACCAUAGAAUUUACAGAAUUUUUGAAUCUAAUGAGCAAAAAAAUGAAGGAAACUGAUGCAGAUGAGGAGCUUAAAGAAGCUUUCAAAGUGUUUGACAAGGAUCAAAAUGGUUACAUAUCAGCCAAUGAGCUAAGGCACGUGAUGAUCAAUCUGGGGGAAAAAUUAACGGAUGAAGAGGUUGAACAGAUGAUCAAAGAAGCUGAUUUGGAUGGUGAUGGUCAAGUCAAUUAUGAAGAAUUUGUGAAGAUGAUGAGGACUAUUGGAUAGAAGUUGAUUAAUUAUAUUCAUAUUUUUAACUAAUUCCACGUUCAAUGUUUGCUCAAAUUGUUUAAUUGUUAUUAAAUUAUCAAAGAAGUCAUGAUAGGAUCAAUUUUUUUCUGUUUUUUUAAUUGAAAAAAAUAUCCAGUAUCACCAAAUUCUUAGUAUUUAAUACGAUUAAUUUCAUUGUUAUAUUUUAAAAUUUUA